UGUUGCGUUAAUAAAGUGCCCAAACUCUUUCCACUAAGGUUGUGGAAGUACGUUUUUAAAUCACUUGAUGCAGUUAAAACAGCUGCACGAAAGUGGUUGUCAGCAGCCUUCAUUACAUCUGCACUGGAUUCCCGUA
Molecule: messenger RNA, 136 nt
Organism: Heterotrigona itama
Lineage: Eukaryota; Metazoa; Arthropoda; Insecta; Hymenoptera; Apidae
Source: the annotation of a GenBank genome assembly